AUGCACUUUUCCAGUUUGGCAAAUUCAUUGCUUUUGAAAUGGUUUCUGGUGUUGCACUCGUUAAUACCCCAAGUAUAUCUACAGCAUCCGGAUGAGGAAUAUUUCUCUUGUCGAGGGGGAGGGAUUUGCGUGCCGCCUUAUUUGUGCAAAAAUGGUACAGUAAUUACCAACGGCGAUGGAUUGAUCGACACUAGAUUGAGUGAAAACAAUUGUCCUGCGGAUUUAGUAUGUUGCCGCGAUGCAAGCACCGGGUCUCAAGAUGUGGACUGUAACGCAACGUGUGUUGAGCUAUAUCAAUGCUUGGAUGAUGUUUUCGAUAGUGGAUUACGUGCUAUUGGAUCUAGUGAGAAGUUUUCCUGUCCAGAUAAUAAAAUAUGUUGCAACAGAGUACGACCAGUGGAAUCAAUAAGCGAAGGUGCACCACUUCACAAGUGCACGGGGAAAUGUGUUCCUAUUGAUCAAUGCGACAAAGGAAAGUCGAAUAUUACUGGAAUAGAUUUGAUUGAUUUGAGGUUUUCUGGUGGAGAAUGCAAUCAACCUGCAUUUGUAUGCUGUAUGGACUCACAAAUAAUAGUACCACAGUUUGGAAACGCAAACGUCUGUAAUGGAAAAUGUGUAUCUAUCCAUGAAUGCAUGAAUACAACGACGGAUGGUGCAGGGUACAAUGAGAUUGAUCUGAGAAUCAACAAUGUUGGUUCUUGCACCGGAGAUUUAGUUUGCUGUAGCGAUGCAACGAAGUCAAAAUUUGAGUGCCAAGGUAUGUGCAUGCCAAUUUCUCAAUGCGGAAAAGAUCUGAUAGAUCUGAGAUAUUCGAACGAAGGGUGUGAAAGGGCAGAUUUCGUCUGUUGCUUAGAACGAAUUACUCCAAGCCCACCUUCGCAAUCAGUUUGUAACGGCAUGUGUGUUCCAAUGUCCCAGUGUCCUGAUUAUGCUGGAAAUGGAAUAAUCGAUCUGAGAAUAUCCGAUAAAGCAUGUCCAAUCAAUACAAUUUGCUGUACCACAGAAUUCAAACCCGACUCUCUACAGUGCACAUGCAGUCCUAUUCAUCAGUGUUUAGAUGACAUCACGGUCAACACCAGUGGAGGAGAUUUAUUAGACUUAAGAGGUCACGUGGGAGAAUGUCCUUCAGAACAAAUCUGCUGCAAAAACAUUAAACCAAGUGGACAUGAAAUGAUGAUACCACCAGCAAGUCGUGCGUGUCAAGGAAUGUGUGUUCCUUUUAACAACUGUCCAGGUGACGCAUCGUCCAACUAUCAUGGAUGCGCUGAUAGUUUCGUAUGUUGCAAUUCUAUUCAAUCCGACAUUCCUUCUCAUCAAAUGUGUGAAGGUGAGUGUGUACCUCCCGAGGAAUGUCCUGGCGAAUCGACAAACCCAUUUGGAUUAGGUUUGAUCAACUUAAGGAAAAGAUCGCAUAAUACCUGUAUGGAUAACUUAGUUUGUUGCGUGAACAGAUUAGUAACUCCUAUUGUAGUACCAGAUGAUGUUCAAAGUGCUUAUACUUGUGAAGCGUCGUGUGUACCAUCCUAUCAAUGUAACACUCCUCAUACAAAUAUUAUAGAUUUGAGGGCACAUGGUAAUUGUCCAGGUGAUUUAGUAUGCUGUGAAUCAACUGUUCUUGUACCUCAAACACCUACAUAUACAGACGGAAUUCAACAAGUUGGAACCAGCUGCGUUGGAUAUUGUGUCCCCUUGGUGCAGUGUGCCGACCCACCUGUAACAAUGAUGAUGCACUUAAUUGACCUCCGAUUCAGAUCCAGCCAAAGUUCUUGUUCGGACGGAUUAAUUUGCUGUGGUAAUCCAAUCCGAAAGUCACCCGAAGAAGAGAAAUGGCUGCACUGGAUAGAGGAUAUGAACAACUUAGUUGAUCUUCCAAAUCAAGAGGAGAAAAAAUCAGGGCAGUGCCAGCUUAGUAUCGAUCGAAGCACGAACCGAAUCCAACCAAAUGGGAUUCCCUGGUUGGUGUCGAUUUGGGAAAGCCUUCAAUACCAGCAAGAGCGGCGUAAGAAAUAUAUCUGUACUGGGAUAUUGCUUAGAGCUGACGUUGUCCUUGUUUCUGCCGAUUGCGUUCAAGAUGUGCCGAAAGACAGGCUACUUGUAAGAGUUGGGAAUAGCAAUUUGAAGUCUAAAACUGGUUUUCAGGAGUACCCCGUAAUCAGAGAAGUGAUUCAUCCAGAUUUCAAUAUGCCAAUGAACAGCAAUAAUAUUGCUCUGCUCUUCUUGCAAGAUCAUAAUGGCAUGAAACACCCCACAGCGUGCGUGUUCGGCAUAAAUGAGAAUGUUUACGGCCUGGACUGUAUUGUGGCUGGAUGGGACAUGCUUGAGGUUUUGGUUCCAAGCAGCUCAUCUAUCGUUCCUAAAAAGCAUCACUUAUCCAUAAUACAAUUAUCUUCCUGUUCUUCGCACGAGUUAUGCACGGGAAAAAAUCACCACACAAAGGACUGCAAUAAACUGCAAGGCUCAGCGGUGAUUUGUAACGAUCAGUACAGACAGAGCUGGAAGAUUGCCGGUAUUGUUGCGAAAAAUAAUCAACUCUGUGACAUGAGCGGAAUCCCUGAAAGACUUGUGGGGAUUCCCCCGCUAAUGCCUUGGAUUGAAGAGCAACUUUCGCCCAGCUUUGUGCAGAAACCGGCUGACCUUGGACCGCUACGAAAAUAUCUACCGGCUACGUGAUGAAAGUUAAAUUAAAAGUUGAUGAACGAACAUUUUGAUCUUUCAAAGUUGAUUUUGUAUCAUGCAGUUCAACCAUCAAGACUGAAUGAAUAGCGUUGUAUAUAUAUGUACAUAUAAAAAGGAAUUGUUUUAUUUUACUGAUUCUGCUGUGAAAUGUUGAAGUCUUUAACUGUCAACUUUUCCGCGAUGGAUAAUAAAUAAACUUAGCAAGAGCACAUUUUA
This is a messenger RNA of Armigeres subalbatus, 2892 nucleotides long. RefSeq lists its product as uncharacterized. Gene Ontology annotation, biological process: proteolysis. The transcript is spliced from 2 exons. Lineage: Eukaryota; Metazoa; Arthropoda; Insecta; Diptera; Culicidae. The record is from RefSeq and is a predicted model, not a curated record. Bases 1 to 2670 code for a protein of 889 amino acids. Gene Ontology annotation, molecular function: serine-type endopeptidase activity.